AUGUCUUACACUGAAGAUUCGGGAGUGGCGCUAUCUACGUGCAACAAGCAGGGCAUAUCCAAUGGAGAGAACAAAUUGGAAAAACCCACCACUGUCAUACUUCCAGACGAUACAAUUGACUUCAAGGGCGACGAAACUCCUGCCAAGGCCGCUGAAGAUCCACCGUUGCCUGAGACGGGAACGGAAGACGUAGAACUAGGAUGUACCGAUGCCAAGCCUGUGGUGAAUCGCGCGGAUAACGAAGAGAAGUUGUUAAAUGGAUCCGAAGAUCUCGAAAAUCUUGACUCAGAAGCAGAUGAUAAAGACCUCAGUGAGGGUUCUGAUGUCGACGAGUACCUAGAACAAUACAGGAGGAGAUACGAGGACAUGGAGCCACGAAUUAAUCUAGCACCAAAGCGUGUGAAGCAGUCCUACCAAUACACCAGAAUCUUGGAAGAGAGACUUUCACUUCUAGAGGAAAGAGCCACCGCGUUUGACAAGAAGCUGCGCAGGAUAACAGACGGCGUGGAUGAAGUCCCUCCAGCACCACCCCCACCCCCUCAAACCGACCGGCUGCAGCUGAAGCCCGAACUGAAGUUUCAACUCUUGAGAGAUUUGAAUCGCCUAGGUACAGGAAUACAACCCGCCACUCAUCAGAUCGAUGUCUUUGUUGGGGAGCCAAAAGCACAGAAGACCGGGAAGUUUCGGAGACGAAAGACGGAGUCAGAGGCUUUCGAAGAUGACAGUAUGGGCAACCAGAUCGUGUUAUCCGAUCCAAAAUUGGCACAAGUCUCCGAUUCCAGCGAUGAGAGAAGGCUGAUUGAAGAAAUGGCUAAAGUCAAGAGCAAGCACUUCCCGACUCGGAUUCGAUUAAACGAACCAGCCAUAUAUCACCUAUUUCGGAAGUACCUUGCGUACAAUGACGUGGAUGAUAUCAUAGACAACGUGGUGCUGCGGCCUUUCAAACCCCUACUUCACAACAAGGAAGAGUUACGCAACAUCAUGUUGGACGUGGUCGCAUCUUUCACUACAAUUAUUGAGCAACGUGCCUAUAAAGAUGUGGGGGCGAUCAAAGAUCCUGGGGAACUAGACAACGAAACCACCACACAUCAAUCUCAAGAGGCGAUUGAAGUGACAGAUAUGCCACCCAAGAAGAGCUGCAAUGCUGUACCUAACGAUGAGUCCAGUGCUCCUGACGCCAUUACGGCAGACGAAUGGGACACUGUAUUGAAACAGCUCGAGCUUUUCCAGGAGACCUCGUGUUGUGGACGAAACAUGAGCGCAUGGUCAACCCUCACCGAGGUCAAAAAGUCUUUCCAAUGUGUCAACGACUUGCUUGACAAUUAUUUGCUGCCUGGACAUACGGAACUCCGGGAACGUAAGACCACGAAGGUGCGAUUCUGUGAUCUAUGGCACCUUUUUCAAACUGGAGAUCUUGUGGCUACGAAGCCAUUGACAACUUUGGAUGAAACAGAAACACAGGAUCGAUUGGGCAUGAGAAUUCUUAUGACAGCAGGUGGCAGGAGAGCCAUCAUGCCCAAACUUCCUGCUCCAGUAUUUCCAACUCCUGUGAAACUGCUCAUCCCGGAGGACACGAUUGAACCUAUAAACGGAAUCAAUCCGUUUUGCAUUUAUGCAUAUUACUUGGACUUUAACGGUUCUAGACUGGUACCUGUACGAAGACGGAUCGUGAUUGCACCAUACUCCGGAGAGCGAAAUAUUAUGGAUCUUGACGUUGUCCCAGUCAAUUAUGCUAGUGACACGGCUGAAAUGCUGAGAACACGGGGCGAGAAAUUCAUCAAAUUCGUCACGUCUCUCAUCGCACCAUACGUGGACUGCAAAGGCCUCGAGUUAUGCACCCGAGAGGAGCUCAACGAUAAAGUUAUCGUGGAUAUGAAAGGGUAUCUCGGUAGUAACCCUGGCGACAUGCCGACGUUCCAGGAGCCAGAAGAGCUGGACAUAUCAGAGACCAGCGAUUGCUAUAAAGGAGCAGACUGUGAUUAUGGGAGUUUUUCCUGCUAUCACCGCUCUGAAAUUGUACAUGAUCAAAUGUUCGAUCUCGCAGCCUAUCGGGAGUACGUCGAGGACAAACCUGUUUUCCAUCCGCUGUCGGGCACGCAGAACGCUGGUCCAAGGGAGCUUCCUGAUUUUAGUAUCUGCUAUUAUCGCGUGUUUGCUUACAAACUUCGUUCGCGUGAAUGGGUACAAGUGAACGUCAAGGAUCUCGAAUUACUAAAAGAGACUGAGAAGGGCAGAGGCUUCGAGAAGCUGGUCUUGUCGCCGGACCACAAACAUAUCCUCGAGUCCCAAGUCCGAGAGCACUUUCGUAAGAGAGGAUCGCAAGCUGUUGACGGAAGCACGGAGAAUGACAUGGACCUGGUCCGGGGUAAAGGACAAGGGCUUAUCAUACUUCUCCAUGGGGCGCCAGGAGUCGGCAAAACAUGCACUGCGGAAUGCAUCGCUGAUCUGGUGGACAAGCCGCUUUAUCCCAUCACAUGCGGUGACCUAGGAAGCUCCGCCGAAGAUGUCGAGAAGAACCUGAAGAAACACUUCACACUUGCCAGUCGCUGGGAUUGCGUGAUGCUGCUAGACGAAGCGGAUGUUUUCCUUGCCAAGAGGAAGCUUGAAGAUCUUCAGCGCAACAGCAUCGUAUCGGUGUUCCUUCGCAUGCUAGAGUACUACAAAGGUCUACUGUUUCUGACCACUAAUCGCGUGGGCACUUUUGACGAGGCUUUUACAUCUCGAGUGCACAUCUCGCUGUUCUACCCCAACUUCGACAGAGACACCACACUCAAAGUGUGGAAGACUUUCAUUGAUCAGACGCAACAUGUACUGGAAAGCAGCGGACGUAGUAACGUGACUAUCGAUGCAGAAGCUAUCGAAAAGUUCGCUCGGAAGCACUGGAAGGAAAACAAGCAAGCACGCUGGAACGGACGUCAAAUCCGAAACGCUUUCCAUACUGCGGUGGCUAUGGCCGAAUUUGGCGCACGAAACCAGAAGGCUGAAGCAGGCUACAAUGACCACAAAGAUGUGAAGAUCAACGUGGGGAAAGCGGAGUUUGAGAAGAUUGCCAACACUGCUAGGGAAUUCGAUGUGUACAUGACCGAGACAAUGGGUACAAGUUUCGAUUUCAAAGCAUCGAAAGAUGGAUUGAGGAAGCAGCAGAAGGAGCAGAAGGAGAAAGCAAAGAAGAAGAAAAAGAAGAAACAGUCCAAGUCGAAGAAGCACAGCGAUUCGAGUUCAGAUAGCGAGAGUGAGGACGACGAGGAUGAUUCUGAUAGUGACUAG
Messenger RNA from Alternaria atra, 3267 nucleotides. RefSeq lists its product as uncharacterized. Lineage: Eukaryota; Fungi; Ascomycota; Dothideomycetes; Pleosporales; Pleosporaceae. The transcript is spliced from 5 exons. Bases 1 to 3267 code for a protein of 1088 amino acids. The record is from RefSeq and is a predicted model, not a curated record. Gene Ontology annotation, molecular function: ATP hydrolysis activity; ATP binding.